Messenger RNA from Ostrea edulis (European flat oyster), 3543 nucleotides. Its product is annotated as cytochrome P450 2H1-like. Gene Ontology annotation, molecular function: oxidoreductase activity, acting on paired donors, with incorporation or reduction of molecular oxygen; iron ion binding; heme binding. The coding region runs from base 35 to 1534 and encodes 499 amino acids. The record is from RefSeq and is a predicted model, not a curated record. NCBI's taxonomy places the organism in Eukaryota, Metazoa, Mollusca, Bivalvia, Ostreida, Ostreidae. The transcript is spliced from 8 exons.
UCAAUACUAAAACCGCUUCAAACACGCGGAAGAGAUGGAAAAUGCGACAUCUUCACAAAGGGUUCUCCCCAUAGUGAUUGGAGUUUCUUCGAUAGGAGCAGUAUUCGUUUACCUGAUCAUGAAAAUCGCGUGGGGAAGGCAAUACAAGCUCCCACCGGGGCCGUGGGCAUUGCCCAUCGUGGGGAACCUCCCGCAACUUCAUGGAAGGCAUGGUUUUUACUACAAAGUCUUGGAGUUCAGACAGACUUACGGGGAUAUAUUUAGGCUACAGAUGGGAGUCCACAACAUUAUGUUUGUGUUUGGUCAUCAGUAUGUCCAGGAGCUGUUGUGUAAAAAUGGGGACUUGGUGACAAAGAGGCCAAAUUGGAUGUACGUUCCUGAUAAACUUCUUGACAAAAAAGGUGUAGUGUGGAGUUAUGGAGAUUCGUGGCGAACUAUGCAGGCCCUACUGAAAUCGGCUCAGGAAGACCCUGCCGUGAUAUCCGCUCUCCAGCGCCACCAUACAGCCGAGUACGAGCUUUUCCAAUCACAUGCCAAGGACAAAUCCUCUCCCCACACCCUGGAAUAUUUGAUCCGCCAAACCGCUUUCAACUUUCUUUCUGCUUUCCUCUUGGGAAGAAGGUACAGUUAUGAGGACCCAGAUAUGAUUGAAAUUCGGGACAAAAUAUCGGAAUUCGGCGUCUCCAUGGCAACAGCUAACAAGGCCAAUUUUUUGCCUUUUCUGGCGUAUUUUGAUCGAUCAAAGCUUCAAACAGCCGUGCGUAAUCAGGAAUAUGUGUUCAGUCGAUUUCGAGAAAUCAUGCAAGCCAAAUCAAACGGGACAGAAGAAGAGCCUCCAUCGGAUUUUCUCCAGGUUUAUCUGUCCAAGUCGGAGAAGGAGCUAUCAGUGGAUGGUAUGACAGAAAUCGACGUCUUACGGACCACAGUUGACAUGUUUGUAGCUGGAAGAGACAAUCUCAUGGUGUCCACAAAAUGGAUACUAAUGGCUUUGGUGAAGUAUCCGGAUGUGCAGUCCAAAUGUAGAUCGGAAAUUCAUGAGGUUAUUGGUCGAGAUCAGAAGGUCCAAACAGAAGACAGAUCAAAGACUCCGUACACGCUAGCCACCAUCAAGGAAAUCCAGAGAAUGUACUCACCAGUGACAUUGACUCCAUUUCAUUGUCCAGAACAGGAUAUCAAGGUUGGUGAAUACGAUAUCCCGAAAGAUUCUAUUAUCAUGAUAGACUGUAAAGCCCCUUGCAAGGAUCGACAGUUUUGGAAGGAUCCAGAGGACUUCAAACCAGAACGAUUUCUGGAUAUGAAUGCGUCACAGCAUCUCCCUGAGGGGUGCUACAUUCCUUACGGAGCAGGUCCACGGUACUGCAUUGGUAAAUACCUGGCGGACAUCUUUUUGUACACGUUUACUGCAAAUAUUCUUCAGAACUUCCAAGUUACGACAAGAAAUCCGGAAGAACAAUUGUCUUUUGAGAACGUUUUCAAUCUGUUCGGUCUCCAUCCACUGCACUUUGACGAGGUUACUUUAAAGGGUUUAGAAUGAUGCAGCAUUUAUUUUGAUGUAGGAACAUCAAAAUAAAGAAUAAUGUUCACGAUAUGAACGCUUGGGACUUCUUAAAAUACCGGUACAUCGUGAAGAAAAUGGACCGCCAUGUUUGUUCCCCCCCCAAACCUUUGCAGUUGAUAGUAUUUCCCGAAUAAAUAAAAAACCUUUUAAGACAGUUUGGCAGACAGUGGAAGGUAGUGAGCAUUUUCAUUAUCGUUUAUCUUUACCCACAUACAAACUUUUAGGAGGAAAAUGUUGAAAAGCAAUUGUGUUAACACUUGCAAUUAAUAAAUGAACAUCAUGACUGCGUUCAUGUAGUGAUAAUAAGGAAGUUAAAACAGUACUUCCGGCUCCUUAAACAUUCUAGUACUCUGCUACUUAGCAGAUAAAGUUGUGGUUUUAAAAGAUAAUAACAUUUACUAACGCCCAUCUUUAAAAGCACUUACAUAUCUCUCACGGAACAAACAAUAUCCUUUUGAAUGAAUAUAUAUAUAUAUAUAUAUAUAUAUAUAUAUAUAUAUAUAUAUGAUCAGCUCUUUGGAAGAAUAAAGCAUGUCCUAAUUCGCUACACUUUUAACAUUGAUUGGCAAGCGAUUGUAGUAUGCGUUGUAAAUACGUUUGUAGAUUAGUGUAAUUGUAGUGUUAGAUGUAUUUAUAUGUAGUUUUUGUUAUUAUUCUCUGUUGGUAUUGGCCACAUUAUGUAAUUCUUUUCGUUUGUCCUAAAGAAGGGACGGGUCGUCAAAUACAAAAAAAAUAUACAAAGCACUAAAAUGACCAACGACACGAACAACCAGAUUGUCAAAUUUUCGGGACGACCCGUCCCUUCUUCAGGACAAACGAAUAUAUAUAUAUAUAUAUAUAUAUAUAUAUAUAUAUAUAUAUAAUAUAUAUAUAUAUAUAUAUAUAUAUAAGUUCCGACAACACCCAUUACCUAUUAGUGUCGAUUCCACAACGUGAAUCAUAGUACAAGAACUAUACAAAUCACUAAAAUGAACGACACAAAUAGAUUGUUAAAUUUUUGGGACGACCUAUCCCUUCAGGACAAACGAAAAGGUUUACGUUAAAGGGUUAAAAGUAUACGGAAAACUACGUGUACAUUAAAUCUACAAACGUAUUUACAUUGCAAAUUACAUGUUUAUUGCUUUUGAUUGCUAAUCAAUGUUAAGUGUGGAGUGAAUUAGGACACAUCCUACUGUUUGUUAAUGCACUACAGCUUUUUCUUUAGUAUCUAAAAUUGAAACCGUGUACCAGAAAUUUUCUCUCUCUGAUAUAUAUAUAUAUAUAUAUAUAUAUAUAUAUCACUAAAACAGAAUAAAAUUUACACAUUCUAGUAAAGAAUUACGACAUUAUUUUAUAAGCGAAGUUUUGAUGUAAUAAGUCAAGGCGUUUAAUGGAAAUCGAUUACAGAAGGCAGGUAGUUCUCUUUUGUGAAAGUGAAAAACAUGAUGUCGCGGGAUAUCAUAGAGCAGCGAAUGGCCAUAACAUUUUGUGUCGCACUCCGGAAAUCUCCAUCAGAAACUGUUAAUUAAAAUGCUGGAAGUGAAAAGUGAGUCAUGCUGUAGUGUAUAAAUGGCAUAGACGAUUUUCUUGUGGUUGCUAGCGCCCUUGUAGAGACUAUAUUGGAUGACGAAACGAAUUCAUUUGUGAAGAACUUGUCAAAAGAAUAAGUAACGCUAAGGAAAAUAAUGGCCGCGUCACUGUCGCGGAAUUAUCAGAUAUCUUUGAUGUUAGCUCCGGCACCGUCUUCAAUAUUCUUACUCAUAAUUUGGAAAUGAGAUGAGUUGCAGCCCGCUAGAUACCCAGGCGUAAGAAGGCGCCACAGGUUGUGUGUGAAAUGUAGAGGAGAAUAUUUGGGGAAACUGUGAAAUGCGACUCUGAGACGUUGUGUUUUGACGUAACGGUUCUCCGUGGCGAAAUAACAUACUGUUUUUAAAAUUAUGUAUCACAGAUACUAUAUGAUCAAACAGAAUAACACAGGUCGAUAAAAUAAAUGAUUUCAAAACCAA